AUGGAGCCGCUGCUGGAGGUGGUGUCGCAGUUGGAGAGCCUGGUGUUUGGGCCCGGCACUGCCAAGCCUCCUCCGGCCAGCGCAGGGGAUGCACCGAGUCCUCCGAGCCCCUGGGAGGGCGGUGGGGAAGACCAGGCUCUGCUGCCUCCAGCGGAAGGAGAGAACUGGUCACCGCGGCCUGCAAUCCCCAGCAAGCCUCCCACCGCUGUCCCCUCAUCAGACUUGGACAGUGAUACAGAUUUGGAUAGUUCAUCAACUACAUCUUCUUCAUUUUCACUUUUGUCAGUGUCUGAUGAAGAUGAUCAUUCAAAUUAGAACAAUAACAGAUCUUACUAUAUUCAAACAAA
Messenger RNA from Neopsephotus bourkii (Bourke's parrot), 347 nucleotides. Its product is annotated as H/ACA ribonucleoprotein complex non-core subunit NAF1-like. The record is from RefSeq and is a predicted model, not a curated record. Bases 1 to 315 code for a protein of 104 amino acids. NCBI's taxonomy places the organism in Eukaryota, Metazoa, Chordata, Aves, Psittaciformes, Psittacidae. The transcript has a single exon.